Cydia fagiglandana is the source of this 4368-nucleotide messenger RNA. It is a transcript of the gene MOF, whose product is annotated as histone acetyltransferase KAT8-like. Gene Ontology annotation, molecular function: histone H4K16 acetyltransferase activity; transcription coregulator activity. Bases 94 to 1422 code for a protein of 442 amino acids. The record is from RefSeq and is a predicted model, not a curated record. NCBI's taxonomy places the organism in Eukaryota, Metazoa, Arthropoda, Insecta, Lepidoptera, Tortricidae. Gene Ontology annotation, biological process: positive regulation of transcription by RNA polymerase II; negative regulation of DNA-templated transcription. Gene Ontology annotation, cellular component: MSL complex; chromatin. The transcript has a single exon.
UGCUUCGCUCUAUAGUCUAUGGUUGUACUAUGGCUGCAGUGGCCACAACGGUAGUUGCGCGGUAUUGCGUGAUACUAUCGAAAUUUAACAACUAUGGCUAAAGGUGAUAAAGAACUGGAAAAACCCAUCGUUAAUAAUGAAUUACCAAACCCGGAGUGUCGUAGUGCAGAUCAGGAAGACUCGGAAUCGACGCAAGAACAGCCCCUUGACAUAGGAGAGCAUUAUUUAGUGCGGCGUUCAGAUGAGUCAUGGCACCCGGCGGAGAUAAUCCAAACGCGGUACAACGCCGCAGACUCCGGCUUCGAAUACUAUGUGCACUAUGUGGGCUACGACCGAAGGCUCGACGAGUGGGUUUCCCGCCAUCGCGUCAUGUCCGAUAGGUUUGACAUGUGCGAGCAGUCGAAUAACAAUUUGAAUUCCGACCACCUGCUCACCGACAAGUCUGGCCGGAAGAUAACGCGGAAUCAGAAACGUAAACAUGACGAGAUCAACCACGUCCAGAAGUCCUAUGCAGAAAUGGACCCCACGACCGCUGCACUCGAGAAGGAACAUGAAGCCAUCACGAAAGUCAAAUACAUCGACAAAAUUCAAAUAGGAAAGUACGAGAUCGAUACUUGGUAUUUUAGUCCUUAUCCUGAUGAAUAUGGCAAACAGUCUAAACUAUGGAUAUGCGAAUACUGCUUAAAAUAUAUGAGAAUGGAGAAAACAUACAGGUAUCAUCUAAGUGAGUGUACAGCAAGACAACCACAGGGCAGUGAGAUAUACAGAAAAGGUACCAUUGCAAUAUUUGAAGCGGAUGGAAAAGAGCAUAAGAUUUAUUGCCAGAAUCUAUGUCUACUAGCAAAGUUAUUUUUAGACCAUAAAACAUUGUAUUUUGAUAUAGAACAGUUCUUAUUCUACAUCCUGUGUGAGGUUGACAAGCAGGGUGCGCACUUAGUCGGAUACUUUUCUAAAGAGAAGGACUCCCCCGAAGGUAACAAUGUGGCUUGUAUACUAACCCUACCUCCGUACCAGAGACAAGGCUAUGGCAAGCUGCUGAUUGCAUUUAGCUAUGAGCUCUCAAGACUAGAGCAAGUGGUUGGUAGUCCAGAGAAGCCCUUGUCAGACCUCGGCAAGCUCAGUUACCGAUCGUACUGGUCCUAUGUGCUGUUGGAAGUGUUGAGUGCAAGUCGGGGCACAUUAAGCAUUAAAGAUCUCAGUCAAAUGACAGGAAUAUCACAAACAGACAUUAUAUCUACACUCCAAUCUAUGAAUAUGGUGAAAUACUGGAAGGGUCAGCAUGUGAUCUGUGUUACUCCAAAAAUAGUUGCGGAGCAGCUUGCAAGCUCUCAUUUCAAGAAGCCCCGGCUGUGUGUAGACCCGUCUGCAUUGAGGUGGGUCCCGCCGAACAAGCAGGGGCAUUCGGCUAAGGCUAAAAAGUAGUACAGGCUAACAGGCAGGGCCUAGAGAAGAUUACACCGUUAGUUGCUACCAAAGGAUUCUCUGGGUACAGGCCUGUUCAACUUUAAUUUACAACUGCAUGCAGUGAGGACACUUGACUAGAGUAUUAGUAUUGAUAGCUUAUUAUGAAAAUAGUAAUUACGCAGUUACACUUACCCUGCAGCUUAAUUUUCAUGCUAUGUUGCCAAUUCUUUAGUAAAAUAGAGAAAUUAAAUGAUUGCAUUUUUGCAAACAUGCUGGUCCUUGAAGGCAUGUUUUAUAAACUUAUUGUUACUAUGCUUGCAAAUUCGUAUCUGUGCUCAAUUUUUGAAAACUGAAACAAAACCCUAAAACCACUACUUAAGGUUUUCUUUCUUGAAACUUAGACAGAUCACAUAGCGGAAUAUAUAAGCGCAACAAUGUUACUCUCUCUAUCUAUUAAUAUUAUUUUGGUUUUAACUAUUAAUAUUUUCUACUAUUCAAGACAAAAUAUCGUUCAGACCUGCUGGCAUGAGUUGAGUUCUCGCGCGUGACAGAAGGGGUGAGAUAAUUAAUGUGAUGUAGGUAUAUAUUUAACUAUAUUGGCACUAGGUAUUUUAUAAAUGAAACGUCAGAGCUUUUGGGCAGUCAAAUAGAACUGUUUUAUUCAUCGAGCUGUAAGUAGAGUGAACCUGUUUGUUUACAUUAUGGGGCCGUGACGUCACACAACCACAGGGCGGCUAUCACGCGUGACUCCAUACAUCUAGCGCGACUUCAAGUAUGGACUCGCGCGCGAGAAUGCAACAUGCUAGACUGUCAGGAUUAUAAUUAUAGCAAGUUUUAAUGUAAUUUAGUGUGGUCUAAGGGUAAGUGAUAUUGCACUGCAUUUUUGAUAGCAUUAAUAUGAUCCUAGUGAGGAUUUCUGUAUUAAUUAAAUAAGUGAUUCCAUUUGUAGCCUCGAAGGGCAAAAAAAUCCAAAAAAAUAUGUUAGUAAAUAUUUAAUUAAAUAAUUGCAGUUAAUGUGUAAAGUGUAUUUAAACUGUGUUGCAAGGUGAGAGUAAAAGAUUGCUUUUUCGAGUUUCGUGCAUAGCUUAGACGGUGAAACUUAUAGACAUAUAAAACUUAAAAGAAAGUAUUGAGCUUUUAAAAUAAUACUUCACUAGCUAGCCAACAUGACGCUUUGUGGCGAUGGACAAUCAUAUUACCUAGAGUCCAUCUAAGUUUAAGUAAAGUGUUUACAGUCUUUUGAACUUUGCAUGUCUAUUAAUUUGGCUGUCUAUGGUGGCACUAGCAAGUAAGGCUUCUGUAAAUAUUGUAGUUUAUGUAAGCCAUAAUUAUCAGAUAAGGAAAAAUAGUGACAACCAAGCCCAUUACAUUAUUGUAUAACUUGGCACUAAAAGUGCAUUUUUAUAAUUUAAUAUUUGUUUGCCAGUUUUUAGAGCCACCCCACACUAGCGUCUCCUGAGCGUCUGCGUCUAGUCAACUCUAUGGCUGCUGCUCGACGCAACGUUGGCGCAGCUGCGCAGCGACGCCAUUUUCCAUAACGCUGACUAGCAACUGCGCAGCGACGCCAUUUUCCAUAACGCUGACUAGCAACUGCGCAGCGACACCAUUUUCCAUCACGCUGCCUAGCAACUGCGCAGCGACGCCAUUUUCCAUCACGCUGACUAGCAACUGCGCAGCAACCCCAUUUUCCAUAGCGCUGACUAGACGCCGACGCUGAAAAGACGCUAGUGUGGGGUGGCCACUUAUUGAAAUCUAGAUCUGAAGCAAUGUUGCUUUUAUUUCUCAUUCAGUUCCUGUACUGGUAAUAGUGAUAUUAAUCUUAAGUUGUUUAUUAAGUUUAAAAAAUAGCUUAGUAUUAAGUUCAAUCAUUCGGUGAUAUGUACAAAACAUUGACCUCUUCUUAAACAAUUCACAAUUUAAAUUAUGAUAUUAGAUUGUCAUAGAUGUGAAUCAAAAUUAAUAUUUUAUAGAAGCAUUCAAGAAGAAUUGUCUGAACUAUCCAUUUCUAUAUCUUCUAUAGUUCCAAAGUAGGUAUUUUAAAUGUACUCAACCUAAAACAUAGACCACUAAAAAUGUUGGCUUUUAAGUGUUUAAUUUAAAAUAGUUUACAGGGCCUUACAUGAAGGAAAAAAAUCAUAUAGUUUGUUUGAACAUUUAACAAUCUUUACCGUUUAUGGUGUUAGGAUGACCUUGAUAAUAUGAUUGUAAUUGUUUGGAUUGAACAUUACAAUACUUUAAAAUAUCCACCUUAAUGACUGAGCAGUAAGGUACUAAUCUUAGUAACAUUCAGUCAGUUUUUCCUCGUCUCAAAUCACUUCAGCUAUUCAAAACAUGUUAGUAUAACACAUUUGAGCUUUAUAAGGUGAAUGACUCCUUACGUCACACCUUUAAAAUAUCUCUGGUCUGACGUGAGAUACCGAGGAAUUGCGUCAUCCUUGUAGCUGGCUCAAAACAUGUUUAAAAUUGGCGCCUACCUGCCCUAGAAAAAGUUGCGCGAAAAUUCCGCUAGAUGGCAGCUUUCAAGCUUGAAUUAUAACGUUCUAAAUAUGUGUACAGGAAUGUUUUUUUUACAUACGUUAGAGGUAUUAUAAAACUCAAUAGAAAUUCAAUGUUUACUUACAUCAUUUUUGUCUUACCGUGUAGUUAAUGUAUGACGGAUCAUUCUGUUUUUAAAUCUACCCAGUGUUCUAUAUUUGAACGUUCUUUCGAACAAUUUGACUACCUUUAGAUUUUAAGUUAGACUUUAAUUGUCUUGUAGAUGUAGCUUUAAAUGUUAAUUGUAAGCAAUGUGUAGGCUUCAGUUUUCAAUUUGGACAUCAAGUUGCUAAAAUUUCUAAGAUCUUCCCAUUGCAUAUUUGAUUAGAUUCUGUGAAUCGUCAGUUAUUACAGUUUUUGUGAUAAUACUUUAUUGUAAGAAAAUGUGUCGAUAGUUGGAUGGUGAUUAAAAAAAGAAAUGUAAUAAGA